Molecule: messenger RNA, 1602 nt
Organism: Sclerotinia sclerotiorum 1980 UF-70
Lineage: Eukaryota; Fungi; Ascomycota; Leotiomycetes; Helotiales; Sclerotiniaceae
Exons: 3
Coding region: 1-1602 (533 amino acids)
Source: RefSeq, a predicted model, not a curated record
AUGAGCUCCAGAGACAGAGAAUCCAGAGAAAAGAAACAUUUGCCGAAAUCCACAUCUACUCGUAUCGAUCUUUCGAAUCCGCUGGCGCAUCGUGCUGCACCCACUUCUGGAUACACAUCUACAUCUAUGAUGGCCGAAGAUUACGAUUUUUCCACUUCUAAUUAUAUUCCUAAUACAUCUCAAUCUCAUCCUCAAUUUCAAUCACAAUCUCAAUCUUCAUCGGAAAUUUCCGCGCCACCACGCGUGCGCCUUUCACAUCCACAUUCACAUAUAAAAUCUACAAAUCAUUCAACGGCUGAGUCAUCAAGAAGUAGUAGUCCCAUAUCAUCUAACCUACAUCCUCGAUCACGGUCACGAUCACCAUCACAAUCACAAUCACAAUCACAAUCACAAACACCCUCUCCCCCAAUCCCACCUCAACACCCAAACCCCACCACCCACGAACCCCAAGAAUUUCCACCCCUCUCCCAUCCCUCCUCCCCCUCCCCCUCCACUCAAAUCUCCACCCCCCCAUCCCAACUCAAAACCCUAACCACCACCCUCCACCACACACGCGAAACCCUCUAUUCCCUCCAAACCAUCCACUCAACCCUCCAAAACAACUACCUAACCCUCGACACACAACACCGCCACCUCCGCUCCACACACGCCAAUUGUCCGAGUAAUUCCGAAGUGCAAAGUCGUAUUGCAGCGCUGAUGUUAGAUCGGGAUGCUUUCCGCGAAGCGUAUAAUGAGGCGAUGGGAGAGAUGAGGGGGAAGGAUGAGGAGAUUAUGGAGUUGAGGGGUCAGGUGAGGGGGUUGAAGGAGUGGGUUAGUAGUUGUGGGAGGGGUGGAGUGGGCGGGGAACAGGUUACGGAUGAGGUGGUUAAGGAGAGGAUGCAGUGGAUUGGGAAUGCGUUGCAGAAUUGGGUGAUAAUGAAUUUUAGGAGGGGGAGAAUUGACAAAGCUCCGGAUGAGGUACGCCAACAAUUAGAGCAAUGGGUACCCAUGUACCAGCAUCUAGCAACAUCAUCUAAAAUCAACUUCAUACAAUCACUUGUAUCAAGUCUAUUAGUAUAUGAUAUCUUCCAAGCAUAUUUCAUCGGUCUCCCAAAACAACAAGCAGUGGAGCUCGCACAAACCGAAAGAACCUUAAGUUCAUAUGGUUCCGAAGAUGCUAUGAAUCAAUGGCGUUCCACCACUCUCGGAAUAUUAUUAAAAGAAGCUCCUGAAAAGCUUAAAUCCGAUACGGCCACUAUUGUCAAUACAUUCGUUGCGCAACUCAAUAGUUUGCUAGAUCCGAUAUGUGAUGUGCCAAGUUCGGAAGCUAGAGACCAAUCGCUUAAAACUAUAAUUCAUAGCGCUAUUGAUCUUUCGCGAUUAUUGCGAGUUCAAAAGGCAGUAUUUAGUAUUAUGAUGCCGGUUAUUGAAGGACACCAAAGACUGAUGUUUGAUGAGGAGAGAAUGGAGGAUAUUGGGGGUGAGGAUGAAGAUACUUUGAACGAGCGAGAAAUUAGCUGCGUGACGUUUCCUGGGAUUGUAAAAGCUGGAGAUGAAAAUGGAGAGCGAAGUUAUUUGGUGAAUAUUGUUGCGAAGAUGAAGGUGCUUUGCGCACCUGAUUGA